GUGUGCACCCAGACGAGCUAAUGGAGGAGCCAUCGUGGACGAGAUUAAUGUCCCUGCUGGAGUUGAUAGAGAGUCAGCUCCAUUCCCAUUACCAGGUUUACAGGAGGAAGCAAGAAAAAAGCCUAAAGAAAGACCUAGUGGCCAUUGCAUGUCUUCCAAGUUUAGAGAAAUGGCUGACAGAUUUUGAUGAUGAUCAGGCCAGUGAUUAUGACAGUUUUAAGACUAAAAAAAUAAAAAAGGAACAGCAACUGGUCGACGAAGCCAAAAAGCUUGAGGAACUGUUACAGAUUGAAGGAAAGCCCACGGAGGAAGCAGGCCAACAAGGAUGGAAUGCAGAACAAAUUCAAGCAGAUGGGGACAGCAGCUCAGAAUCAGAUGAGUCUUGUGUGGAGAUAACACCACUUGUGAAAGAGGAAUCAGAUAUAAAUGCCUGUGAAAUUAUAAGGCAGAAAAAGCCAGUCAAAAUUACAGCCAAAGAACAUAACACAGGGAAAGAUAAAUCUGAUAACCAUAAAAGGAAAGGCAGAAACAAGAAUGAUGGUAAAGGAAAGUCAUAUUGUAAAGAGGCAGAAGUGAGCCACAUAAAACAACAUAGAGGAACAGAGAGCAGUGAUGCAGGGAAGUUGGAGAAAUCUGACUCCCAAGUUAAUGAAGCUAAGCCAAAUGAAUAUUUUCAACCUCCAGCUUGUGUUGACAGAUCUGUUAAUAGCCCUUCUGAAGACAUACAAAUCCUUGGAGACAAAAAUUUAAAUGAUGUUCAUAACUUAACCAAACCUGCAAAGACAGAAGUCAGAAUAGACAGUCAGAAUGAUUUGAUGGACAUAGAUAAUUUCUCUUUCCAUGUCGAAGGAAUGAGUGAGGGGGAUGACCCUAUCAUGGCCAUACUAAAGGAUAUGAAGCCACGUGCCAAAAUUGACUGUUUAGAUAAUAGUUUUUCCACUGGAGAAUUAGACAUGUUACCAUUGGAGAUUCAGCAUGAAAAUCCAAUAGAUGACACUCUUCAGAAUCCCCAAUGUUUAACUGGAAUCCAUGAAGAUCUAGAAUUACUUAGUGAUUCCUCUGAUGAUGCAUUUGAUAGCAGACCAAAGAAACUUUUGACGCAAGAGUCUCAAGGAUUUCUAAUUGAUUCAUGUGAACAAAGCAAGAGCUCUCUGAUGAGCCAGGAUGCUUUUGCUGAGAAUUCUUCAGAUGAUAUUGUUGAUAUAAAACGAGUGAAGAAGUUACUGAGUCGUAAUGUCCUUUCAUCCCAGGGUUUCUCCUUUGACAUGGAUGAAGUUAGUGCAAAUUCAGAAGGUAAAAAUGACAAAGAAAACAUAGGGACUGGGAAUUUCCUUGAAAUAGAAAAAGUAGGCUCUGAAACAGAAAAACAUACACAGAGAGAUACAUGGGAUUUGAGCUUAUCUGAAGAUGAUGGGCAAUGCAUGUCAAGAUGUACAGAGCUUAAUGGCCAAGUAAUAGGAAAUAGUAAUACAGAUACAGUAAGUGAGGUUGCAAAUGAAGAAGAAUUUGUUACCAAAAAAGAUAAUACUUUUGUUGGUGACUGGAAGGAGUCCCACAAAGAAUUUGAAGGGGAAGAGCUAGUGAAAGAAGACAGAAAUUCAAAACAUGAUAAAGAUGGUAUACAUACCAAUAACAGCAAAGCAACAAUAGACUGUGGACAGAGAAAAUUGUCAGUGCAGGAAACAUUGAUAAGGAGAACUUGUUCAAGAGAUCUAAGCAGUAAUUCUUUAGGAGCAAACGCAUUAGAUAUAGAACUGCAAGAAGAUAAAUUAGUCCAAGAACUUAUGGAGCCAAGUAAAAAAAUAAUUGAACACAGCUUAAGUAAUGACCAGCAGUCUCAGCAGAGCUCGCAAGAAAAAAGUAGUGUUUCUGCAGAUUGCUGUGUAUCUGAAGGAGAAAACAAUAUUACUGUUAAAAGUAGUAACGGGUCAUUUUCUAGUCAUCCUCAACAAGUAUUUGAUCAAAAUCUAAACCAGGAAAGCACAAUGGCAUCCUUGCAUGAAGAAGGAAUAUUUUCAAAUUCCAUACAACCGAAAGAUAUGAAAGAUAUGGAGUGCAGCAGUACAAAACUGAGGACAAGUUUAGAAAGUAAUUCUUCUGAUCAUAGCUGGUUGUUAUCUUCAGAAUCUGAAGAUAAUGAGGAUUUAAUGCACAAGAAGCAUGUUCAGCCAAAGACUUUAUAUAGGAAGAGCAGCACAAGCAUUCUUGCAGUAGAAGUGGAAAAAGCCACAAAAAACAAUGCUGAAAAUGAAGGUUUUAAUGUCGGCAUUAAGACGGAAGAUGAGAUUAUCAUCACUAAGAAACCUGGAGGUCACAUUAAGGAAGAAAGAAACUUGGGCACUCCAAAGGAAAUGGUAGAUAUUAGAGAUACAACUCAAAGGUCAGUGCCAAGUAAACCAGAAAUGGCUGGUGUACGUUUCAGUUGGGGGAAAAGCAUGCUGCAAUGUCAAAAAAUGCCUGCACAUAGGAAUAAUGUUGACUUCAUAUUGCAAGAGAAAAUUACUUAUGAAAUUCCAAAUGCAUUUGAUAAACUAAAAGCCAAUGUAUUCUCUUUGGAAAUACGAAAUUCAAGAAAACGUAAAGUCAGACCUUCCAUUGAUGAAAUACAAAAUACUCGUCUUGGUAUAUGUAAUAAAAGUAAUAUUGAUAUUAGAAGUAAGGCUCAUAAGAAUAGCGAAAACACUGAUGUGAAUGGUAGUAAACAAGGCAAGAAUUUGUUGGAAAAGAGGACCAAAUUGCCACAUAAAAGAACAACUAAACAGGGAAGUCAAGAAGUAUUAAGUAGUCUUGGUAAUGGCACUGCUGUAUCCACACAGGAAAAGAGUCAGAGAACAAAAGAGCCUAAAAGAUCUGUUUUAAAGAGAAUGAAAGCCUCACAAAGCCUUUUUUCAAGUCAGAGCAGUGGAGGAGAGGAGGCAUCUGCACAAAGUGUGAGAAAAAGAAGAAUAAUGAGAAAAAAAAGAAACCAAACAAAUAAAUCUAAUAGUGAUAGAGAAGAGGUAGAAAUCAGUAAUGAAGUCAGUCAGAAGAGUAGUAGAUAUGUCAGUAGGUUUGGAAGAAAAUCAGGAGACCAAGGCAAAAAAAGUACAAAGAGUGACAGCACUGCAUCCAGUGUUGGUAGCAGAACCUCACCUGGUUUUGUAAAGAGGCUGAAGAGAGAUUCAUCCAGUUCAAGCUAUGGAAGUAUAAGAACAUCUGUAAGUGAAAGUGAUAUCACCUCUCCAGGGCAGCUUUCAGUCAGUUGUAAAGACAGUGGAGAAGGUACUCAAUGCCACCAGAAUUCAACAGCAAAUAAAGAGGAGCUGCAGACUGUAAAGAAUGAUACUUCUGAUUCAGAAACAUUGGAGGAGGAGGAGGGACACUUUAAAAGAAAACAUAGAAUUUGCACAGUUGUGUCUAGUGAUAGUGAAUACUCAGAUAGAGAAUGUAAAGAAGGAGAACAAAGGAAGAGAAAGAGAGCUGUAGAAAUAGAGAAAUCUUACAAAAAUGAGCUAUAUUUAAAUACUUUGGGACAGGUAAAGAAAAGCUCAGCUAAUGAGAACAUCAGAAAGGUGACACAGCCAGUCCAGAACUCAGAAAAAGCAAAAUCAGAUGUAUUAGAGCAUCUAAAAAAUAUUUCAUCUCAAAGGCAGGGUGUUGGAAAAGCUGAAACAAAUUCAAAGGACACAGGAAUGAGAAAGCCAUUUUUAUCAGUAAAGAAGAAAAAUUUUCCUGCAACUUUUGAACAGGCAGCUCAGAUAGCUUCCACACUCAGCAGACAUCACUCAGAAAUCCAAGAAAAGAAACGCACAGCAAUUCUGCUUGAAACAACCCCACAGUUGGGUAGUAAGCGAUCCAAAAAAGAUCAUAUACUUCCAAAAGUAAGCUCUGAAGAAGAUAUACAAAAUAAGACACAACCUGAGAAGAUUGUAAAGAAAAAGCAAACAGUUUUGUACAAGUCACAAAACUUUUGCACAAGCUGCUCAGAUGAAAACUCAGAAAAUGAUAAGAAAGAUAUUUCUCUUGUGGAAAAAACAAAAUCCAAGGAGAGCCAAUCACUUACUCAGCCGUCUUUGAGUGAUUCAACUAUGAAAACUACAAUCACACCUCACCCAGGCCUAGUCAGUUCACUUGCCAAACUUGGUACUCUUGACAGACCAAAAGCUCUUCCAAAGGCUAAAACAGUUCCUACCACUAAUGUACCUGCAUCUUCAGAUUUUAUUGAAAAAUUGUUUUCUACUCAGAGAUUUCAGACAAAUAACAGUAUCCUUCAGUGUCAGCCAAAGGAUUCUGAUGGCACACCAGGUAGAGAAGAAUCACAUGUUGAGUGCAUGCCAACUGCUGAUAAUCAAUGUGCAGUCCAAGUUCCCAUUAUGCAGAGCCCCUGUACCAGUGCCCAGCAGCAGAGAACAAAGAAUCUGGUGACAUGUGAUAGACAGACCAAAGAAGAAUUAAUGACCUUUGGAAAAGCUAGUAUAGAUAAUGUUUUAGACUCAAAGGAACCUAUAAUACUCACUAAAGAAAACAGUACCUUGCCAUCCCCACUAACAGAUGGUGUGAAGCACAAAGAAACUCAUCCUCAAAUCUGUCAGGAGAAUGAAAAGAAAGAGGAAGAUCCAAAGUAUGGUUUUACUAAAGGAACAUCAGAACCACGGCAUGAAUCAUAUGUCAGGCUGCUCCCUUCUACAGAAAAGUCUCCUCUUCAUGAAGAAAAAGAAAAUGAGUUGCGCAGUGUUGUAGAAGAGCUGGCUACCUGUAACAUUAAUGGCAAAGAAUGGAGAAGACUCAUAAACAAAUUGAAAAGGUUGGCUGUGUCAACUCCAGCUCUUCAGAUUAUCAGAGUUUUCCUAUGGGGAAUUUUGCAGCAGGAUCCCCUGCAGGAAAAGAAAGUGGCACAAGGCCUGACUCCAGCCCUGUACCAACUGUUCCAGGCUCUGUGUGUGCUGGAGAUUCGGCUGGAUCAGUCUUUUAGGACAGCCAUUAGUAAUUCCAUCCGUGUUCUUAUAUGUCAACCCUCCCCUCACCUACGUCCUCAUAGUUUAGGCUCUCUGGCAGCAUGGUAUGUUGCCAAUUUAUCAGUGAGCAAAAGAGAAGAUAAGGAGAUCUUGCAGCUAGGUCGUGCAUUUUUGGUAGAUCUCCUGUUUCAUCAUCCAGGAACAGUUCACUUGGCACUGUUGUCGGCACUCAACUCAGGACAGAAGUUUCUCAUCCGAAUGGUUAACCAUAGAGAGGCAAGUGGGAUUGAAAAGGUGCUACAGUGGGUUGCCUUUCACGGAAUUUGGAUGGGAACAGAAAGUGUCCGCACUCAGCUGACCAAGUACCUGACUAAUCAGAUAGGUGUGCAUAACCCUCCAUCUAGUGAUCUUGCAGUCCUUGUGAAGGAUCUUCUUUCAAAACUUUUGGAAUCAACAGAGAUAGCAGUAUCCUGUAACCUGCUGACCAGCAUUAUGAUAUUAGCACGCUGGCAGGGACAACCUUGGAUACAAAGUCAUCUCUUGCCAGCUGUAACAGCACUCAUUAGUAAAGAAUCUGAAGGUGGGAAAGAAGGACAGGUGGAAAAAGUUCCAAGACAGUUACUUGAUAUUGUAACAGUUUCUCUUGGUAAACUGAAUGAAAUUUUCUCUGAAGAUGCAACAUCAGCUGAUAAUACCAUUCUUGGAUGUGAAUUGCAAGAGUUAAAAUAUGCCCUCACAAGACUUUUGCUCUUGGCUUGGGGAGACGCAAUGAUGAAACCUAGAUAGGGCUCCAGAGUAAUGUGCUAUAUAUUUAUUGAUGUGAAAGUGUUAAUGUCAGAGUGUUAUUUUAGCAUUGUGUAUAUUUGGUGCUCAUAUUAUGUACAUGGGAAUAAUUUUAUUUGGAUUAUAUUUUUGUACAAAUUCUGUAAAAAAUACUGGAUAGCGAAGUGCCAAAAGAUUUUGUAUUAUUUUACAAAUUAUGUUAAUGUAUUACUCUUACAUAUACAUAGUGAGUGAAUACAUUACUAGUUGAGUGUUUCAACUAACUAUAUUUGAGAUAAUGAAAAUAGCAUUUCAUAAUUGUAUUACAUAUAAUUUGUUUAAUUCCUAUCCAAUUUUAGUUUUUUGUUUUAUAAAUACAUAUGGAAAAGUGCAUGUUAUUAUGCACCUGUGUGAUUAUGCACACACACAGUGUUACCAAAUUAAAAUCACUUUAAGAUAUUUAUUGCAUAGAACUUACAGAUGGUGAUUAUGAAAAUGGCCAAUAAAUGUAAAGUAUAAAAUGUAUUAGGCACUAGUGUCAAUAAGUUUCAAUAAAACUUUUAAGAGA
Messenger RNA from Penaeus vannamei (Pacific white shrimp), 6264 nucleotides. RefSeq lists its product as uncharacterized. NCBI's taxonomy places the organism in Eukaryota, Metazoa, Arthropoda, Malacostraca, Decapoda, Penaeidae. The record is from RefSeq and is a predicted model, not a curated record.